Antechinus flavipes (yellow-footed antechinus) is the source of this 6167-nucleotide messenger RNA. RefSeq names its product solute carrier family 15 member 2 (gene SLC15A2). The transcript is spliced from 22 exons. The coding region runs from base 505 to 2721 and encodes 738 amino acids. Lineage: Eukaryota; Metazoa; Chordata; Mammalia; Dasyuromorphia; Dasyuridae. Gene Ontology annotation, biological process: transmembrane transport; oligopeptide transport. Gene Ontology annotation, molecular function: dipeptide transmembrane transporter activity. The record is from RefSeq and is a predicted model, not a curated record. Gene Ontology annotation, cellular component: membrane.
UGCCUGGUUCGAACAGGGUUCUGUGUUACUGCUGUUACUACUAUUCAGGAUCGCCAGUAGUCAAAGGCAUUUUUCAUCAUUCCUUCUCCAGGAAUUGAGCGCACUUUCCUCUCAUUCCCCUCAUUCUUCCUCCAGAUACUGUUCUUACUAGUGUCCCAUCCCUCAACAAAGCCCCAAGGGAAAAGCACCAUGUAAUGUAGCUAUUACUAAUCACACCAGGCAGUUACCAGAAUAACGUGUGAUAAAGAUCAUGAAAAUAUUUCCAAAAAUAUAAAGCACUCUACAAAUUUAAGAUGCAGUUUCCUAGUUGUUUCCAAGUCCCUCCCCUUCUCCUUACUGGUUCGUGAACCAACCAGUUUAGUUUCCCGAUAAUUAAUUCAGCCCCUUAAGCCAGGCAUCAGCUCGCGGGGUUAAAUUCUGAAACCACUUCCCAGUUCCCACCCCUCUCCAAGUCUUUUUUCUCAAAGAAAGCUGGACACUGUCCCAGCUGCUUGCUGCAGCCACAUGCCUGAGGAAAGAGCUAGUGAGGAGCUGGCCAUGAAUAACUUACCCCAAAACGAAUCCAAGGAAACCCUCUUUGCACUCGUCUCCCCAGAAGAAGCGUUACCCCAGCCUUCAAAUCCUCCAAAGAAAACCACUCCGAAAAUAUGUGGCUCUAAUUACCCACUGAGCAUUGUCUUCAUCGUGACGAAUGAGUUCUGUGAACGGUUCUCCUACUAUGGCAUGAAAGCUGUGCUGACACUUUACUUUCUGUACUUCCUACGCUGGAGUGAAGAUACAGCUACAUCUGUGUACCAUGCCUUCAGUGGCCUUUGCUAUUUCACUCCUCUUUUGGGAGCAGUCAUGGCUGACUCUUGGUUGGGAAGGUUCAGGACAAUCAUCUAUCUCUCUUUGGUAUACGUGCUGGGUCACUUGGUCAAGUCUCUUGGUGCAGUGCCAGUCUUGGGGGGACAUGCAAUGCACACGGUUCUAUCCAUGCUUGGCCUCUUUUUCAUAGCCUUGGGAACAGGAGGUAUCAAACCCUGUGUGGCAGCCUUUGGUGGAGACCAGUUUGAAGAAGAACAUGUAAAAGAAAGGAGCAGAUUCUUCUCAGUUUUCUAUCUGUCCGUCAAUGCAGGGGGUUUGAUCUCCACCUUUAUCACACCUAUGCUAAGAGGUGAUAUACGGUGCUUUGGAGGAGAUUGUUAUGCAUUAGCCUUUGGGGUUCCAGGAAUCCUAAUGGUGGUAGCUCUUGUUGUGUUUGCUCUUGGAAGUACGAUGUACAGAAAACCUCCCCCUGAAGGAAACAUAGUGGUUAAAGUCAUCAAAUGUAUCUGGUUUGCUAUUUUAAAUCGUCUAAAGAACCGUUCCAGUGAAAUUUCAAAAAGAGAGCAUUGGUUGGACUGGGCAGAGGAAAAGUACCCGAAACAGCUCAUCUCGGAAGUGAAGACAUUGACUCGUGUGCUGUUCCUUUAUAUUCCACUACCAAUGUUCUGGGCUCUUAUGGAUCAACAGGGCUCUCGGUGGACUUUGCAAGCAACUAGAAUGAAUGGUAAUAUGGGAUUUUUUGUGUUCCAGCCUGACCAGAUACAGGUGCUGAAUCCCCUUCUGGUGCUUAUCUUCAUCCCUAUGUUUGACCUGGGUAUCUAUCCUCUGGUCAAGAAAUGUGGAAUCAACUUAACAUCUAUUAGGAAAAUAGCAAUUGGUAUGAUCCUGGCAUCCCUAUCAUUUGCAGUUGCAGCUGCUGUUGAGAUCAAGAUAAAUGAAAUGAGCCCACACAAGCCAGGAAGCAAAGAGAUGUACCUGAAAAUACUGAAUCUGGCAGAUGAUGAAGUGAAAGUGGGAUUGAUGGGUUAUCAGAACAACUCUCUGUUUUCAGACACCAUCAAGCCCUUCCAGCAAAUAGACCAUUCCAAAAUGCUCCUGAACACAGAGAGACAGAGUUUUUACUUCCAGCUACACUUUCACAACACGUCUGUCACCAAUGAACAUAUCCUGGAAGAGAAGAACAAAUACAGCUUGGUCACUCAUGCAGAUCAAAGGGGAGUUUCCAGUCUCCUGAUAAAGAACACAGUAACCUCAACAGUCAGUGGAAUGGCAGCUGUGAGGUUUAUUAACACCUUGGAUAAAGAUGUUAACAUCACCUUAAGCAGAAAUGCCUUCCUCAUUGUUGGCAAAGACUAUGGCAUCUCUGUUUACAAAACCGUGGAAAGGGGAAAAUACCAUAAUGUGCAGUGUAGGACACAAGACAAGGACUUCUCCUUGGACCUGGGGCUACUUGAUUUUGGUGCAGCAUACACAGUUGUCAUUAUUAAUAGUUCUGAUCAAGGUCUCCGAGCGUGGAAAACUGAAGAUAUUCCAGCCAAUCAAUUGUCCAUUGCAUGGCAGGUGCCACAAUACAUGCUAGUUACUGCGGGCGAGAUUAUGUUUUCUAUCACAGGGCUUGAGUUCUCCUAUGCUCAGGCACCCUCCAGCAUGAAGUCAGUGUUACAAGCAGCCUGGCUCAUGACAGUGGGUAUGGGGAACGUCAUCGUACUUAUUGUGGCACAGACCAGUGCUUUGGUGCAGUGGGCCGAAUUUAUCUUGUUUUCUGGUCUCCUGCUUAUUGUUUGUAUUAUCUUUUCCAUAAUGGGCUACUACUAUAUUCCUAUAAAACCAGAAGAUUAUAAUCUGGAAGACACAGAACCUUCUCACAUCGAGGGAAACACGAGAGACCUGGCAAUCCAGAAAACGAAACUCUGAUUGUUCCCUUAGCUCUACUCCAAACCUUUAUUUCUUUUAUAUUAUUUUAUCUACCCAAAUCAGUCUAUCUCAUCCCUAGUCCUGAUCUUAGCCUAUAUCUAUAUUGAGUAUCCUUCUCACUGGGCUAGGUCAAAGAAGUAAUACCUAUUUCAUCAGAGACGCCGAUGCAGCUGUCAUUCAUCAUACUCGAACAAGAAAUUCAGCCACUCCACACCUCAGUCUCAUCACCUAUUCUUAGAGAAUAGAGUCAUGCAUUGUUCUGGUGAAGCUGGGACAGAUGGUUAUUUCUUGUGUGUCUAAAAGAAUGUGAAGAAAAUAAUUUAGAUGUUACUGUGUAACUUUUUAUAUAACUGUUUAACUGUGACAUUUUUCAAUAUGUGAAUGCAUACUGUUGUGGGAGAAGGGGAAAUAUGCACCUGUAUUUGCCAUUCGAACAUUGCCAAAUGUUCUUGGUUCUCUUAUCUGGGUUUUGGUCAUUUAACUUUGGGCUUUUGUCAGUGCAUCAUGAUUGUUUGAAUCUAAGUAAAUUGAUUUAUACUAAUCAAACUAUAUUAGAUGAUUGAUCAUUGUGCAAUUAUUAUUCACAAAAUCUACUAAGGAUAUUGCUACUAAAUAGCAGCUUAUAUUUUCAUAGCACUUUAUUGUUUAUAACAACCUUAUGUAGUAGGUAAUUUAAUAGAUCAGAGUGCUAGUUUAUUAACUUCUAAUGGGGGGAAAAGGAAGAGCUUGAAAGAGAUUAGAAUUUUUCUAUCCUAACAUGAAAAGAGGGGGACAUCUUUUUUUCCAAGUAUUGACAUAUAAUGGAAAUCACGUUAAAGGUUAAAAGUCUGUUUGAUGUUCUUGGAGCCAGAAAAAGGAAAUCAGUCUAAGUCACUUAAAUGUUCUUUAAGGGAAUAUAGUAUGAAAAUUAUGGAAUAAUGAUUAGCCAUCCAAUCUUCACAUCACUGAACCAUAAUGCUCCAGAACAUGCAAUAUAUUUGCUAAUUGUCAUCAUUUUCAGUAUUCAGUACUUUUCUCUAUAGCCUCUUUAAAUUAUACCAUUCCUUUUCCACUUAACCCUCAUUCAAAAUUGCUUUAUAAUUCUGAAAAUCUUUUUUACGUGGAUUCCUUCAGCAAUUCAAUUCCACAAAUACUUGUUAAGUACAUACUAUUUCUAGGGCAUGAAAUGGGAUAUAAAUUUUAAAAAAUCACAGUUCCUGAAUUCAAAAAUUUACAGCACAGUAGGAAGGCAAGGUAUAUAUAAAUAAUUUAUAUGUCAUAAGUGAUAUUAAUCUUCUGAAUAUUUUAUUUUUUUCUAGUUACAUGUAAAGUUUUCAACAUUCAUUUUUUAUAAGUUCCAAUAUUUUUCUCCCACCCCCUCUUAUUUUCCCUCUCCCAAAGACAGCAAGUCAUCUAAUAUACACACACACACAUAUAUAUAUAAUCAUUUUAAACAUAUUUCCAUAUUUGUCAUAUUGUGAAAGAAAAAUCAGAUCAAGAGGGGAAAACAAUGAGAAAGAAAAAGCAAACAAACAAAAAAUGAAGAUAGUAUGCUUUGAUCCACAUUUAAUCUCCAUAGUUCUCCCUCUGAAUGUGAAUGACAUCUUCCAUCUCAAAUCUAUUGGAAUUGUUUUGGAUCAUCCAAUUGCUGAAAAGAAUUAAAUCUAUCACAGCUGAUCAUCACAUAAUCUUGCUGUUAAUGUGUGUAAUGUUUCCUGGUUCUGUUCACUUAACAUCAGUUCAUGUAAAUUCAUCGUUUCUAAAUGAACUAAUACUAUUCCAUUACAUUCCUAUACCAUAAUUUAUUCAGUUAUUUCCCAAUUGAUGGUCAUUCAUUCAAUUUACAAUUCCUUGCCACCACAAAAAGAGUUGCUAUAAACAUUUUUGCAUAUGUGGGUCCUUUCCCCUCUUUUCUGUUCUCUUUGGGAUAUAGACCUAGUAGUGACACUGCUGGAACAAAGGUUAUAUAGUUUUAUAGUCUUAUGAGUACAGUUCCAAAUUUUGGUGAGAUUAAGAUUUUAAAAUGAAUGUAUAAUUCCAGGAAGGAAAGAUGACUUAACAACUGGAGGAAUUAGGAAAUUGCACAUGAAGUUACAAAUCUACCAUAUACAAUCUGCUAUUUUUCCAAAUAUACAACAAAGCUAUGUAAAUUUGUAUUUCCUCUUCUCUCCCCCACCCUAGAAAUGGCUACUAUUAGAAACAAAUAGGUAUAUAUAUAUGUAUACCUAUAUAUAUAUAUGUAAAAUCACUCUAAAUGUAUUUCUAUUUAUCAUUUCUCCAGAUGCAGAUAGUGUUCUUUAUAUGUCCUUUAUUGUUAAUUUGUAAAUUCAUAUAAUUAAAAAAGUGAAAGAUGCUAUAUGUAAUCAAGAUUGUUACAUAAUAUCCUCUCUUAGAAGGAUCCUAGGGCAGUCAGUUGCCCUCAGGAUUUGUGUUGCCUAACAAUUUGUGACAGGUGAUAUGCUUGCCAAAUUUAUACAUAAUAUAAAGGUAACAGGGAGAAGGAUAGCUGACACACUGGAUGACAAGACCACAGAGACUAGAGCUCUGUGUUAAAUAUGAUUAAGAUGAAAUUUAAUAGAAAUAUUAUAUUUUUUAUUUUAUUUUACAAAUAUUUCCCUAUAAACUUUUUUUUUAAUUUUAUUUUAUUUAAUAAUAACUUUGUAUUGACAGAAUCCAUGCCAGGGUAAUUUUUUUACAUUAUCCCUUGUACUCGCUUAUGUUUCGUUUUUUCCCCUCCCUCCCUCCACCCCCCCCCCCCCAAGAUGGCAAGCAGUCCUAUAUAUGUUAAAUAUGUUGCAGUAUAUCCUAGAUACAAUACAUAUUUGCAGAACCAAACAGUUCUCCUGUUGCACAGGGAGAAUUGGAUUCAGAAGGUAAAAAUAACUAGGGAAGAAAAUCAAAAAUGCAAAUAGUUCACAUUCCAUUUCCCAGUGUUCCUUCUUUGGAUGUAGCUGUUUCUGUCCAUCAUUUAUCCAUUGAAACUCAGUUGGGUCUCUGUCAUAGAAAUCCACUUCCAUCAGAAUACAUCCUCAUACCAUAUCGUUGUCGAAGUGUAUAAUGAUCUCCUGGUUCUGCUCAUCUCACUUAGCAUCAGUUCAUGUAGGUCUCUCCAGUCCUCUCUGUAUUCAUCCUGCUGGUCAUUCCUUACAGAACAAUAAUAUUCCAUAACAUUCAUAUACCACAAUUUACCCAGCCAUUCUCCAAUUGAUGGGCAUCCAUUCAUUUUCCAGCUUCUAGCAACUACAAACAGGGCUGCUACAAACAUUUUGGCACAUACAGGUCAAUAGGAAUAAAUAUUGAGUAUUACUUUUAGACUUAGAAUCCUUCCAAAACCCCUAGUUUCUUAAGUAUGGGAUGAGUCAAACUGUCCGUUGAAAGAUAAUUAAAUCUAGCCCCAUUCCUCACUUCCAGUCAUCCCUCCAUAUCAUCUAACUGCCAUGGCAUUUCUGCCUUUUAAAGUCCUUCAU